Messenger RNA from Paramormyrops kingsleyae, 2009 nucleotides. RefSeq names its product N-alpha-acetyltransferase 10, NatA catalytic subuni (gene naa10). Gene Ontology annotation, cellular component: NatA complex. NCBI's taxonomy places the organism in Eukaryota, Metazoa, Chordata, Actinopteri, Osteoglossiformes, Mormyridae. Gene Ontology annotation, biological process: N-terminal protein amino acid acetylation. The record is from RefSeq and is a predicted model, not a curated record. Gene Ontology annotation, molecular function: protein N-terminal-serine acetyltransferase activity; protein-N-terminal-glutamate acetyltransferase activity.
CUGGAAAGGCGGGAUAUCCGGUUUUUACUAUAUCCGGUGAAACACACGAGUGUACGGCUGCUAAUUAUACUUCUGUAGUAAUUUAAGUUUACCAAAACAGGAUUGUAUUACUUACCUACGCUGAGAAUAGUUAGAUCUUUUACACGAAGAUAAAAUGAAUAUUCGAAAUGCCCGGCCGGAAGAUCUGAUGAAUAUGCAGCAUUGUAAUUUGCUGUGUCUUCCAGAGAAUUACCAGAUGAAAUACUAUUUCUAUCAUGGACUGUCCUGGCCGCAGCUUUCCUACAUAGCAGAGGAUGAAAAUGGUAAAAUUGUGGGAUAUGUCUUGGCAAAAAUGGAGGAGGACCCAGACGAUGUCCCACAUGGGCAUAUCACUUCACUGGCCGUGAAGCGCUCUCACAGGCGUCUAGGUUUGGCCCAGAAGCUCAUGGAUCAGGCCAGCAGAGCCAUGAUUGAAAAUUUCAAUGCAAAAUAUGUCUCUCUGCACGUCCGCAAAAGUAACCGAGCAGCGCUGCAUCUAUAUUCCAAUACACUAAAGUUCCAGAUCAGUGAAGUGGAACCCAAGUACUAUGCUGAUGGAGAGGAUGCUUAUGCGAUGAAGAGGGAUCUAGCUCACAUGGCAGGAGAGCUCCGGAGGCCAGGAGUUCGAGUGUGGGGUACAGAAAACCCUCCUUCCCAGAGUCUCCCUGCCUCUGGUCAGUCCACAAGCCUGGAGGAACAGGAGCGAGAAGGAGAACGGGACAGUGGGGGCGAGAGCAAGGAUAUGAGUGAGGUCAGCGAGGCCACAGAGAGCACAGACAUCAAAGACUCCUCUUCUGACUCCUAAUGGUGCAACCUUCCCUCAACUGAGUGGCAGUCCUCCUCUUGUCACAUUUUAACCAUUUAUCUAGCGUUUGGCUCUUUUUAUGACAGACUUCUUCCUUUUGUUCACAUAAACCAGGACAUCUUCAUUAUUUUUCGUUAUCACACAGAAUGGUAGAGAAUUUGGAAAAUGUCUAGAUGUUAUGGUUUGCCUCAUAAUUAAAAGUUAUCACACAUGAGCAGAAAUUGAAAAAUAAAUUAAUAUAAGAAAGCUUGUCAAUAUUUGUUUCAGGUGACUAAUGGCAUGACAUAUAAGGGGUGAACAAAAUAACAGGAAACCCCUAACAUAUUAAGGAGAAGCACCACCCAUUACCUUCAGAACCGCUUCAGUUUCUAUUGGAAUGCUGUACUGUAAGUUCCCAACUCUGUGUAGUGCAGUGGUUCUCAAUACUGUUCCUGGCUCCUUUUCAUUUCAACCCUACCUUAAUUAGGCCCACAUGGUCCUUAAUCGGCUAAUAAUGAAUGUGGCAGGUUGAAAGCAGUGUGGGUCAGAAUGAAAACAUUCUGUCGGGGGCAGCAGCAGGAACAGGAUUGAGAACCAUUGGUGUAGUGGAACAUUGAACCAUUCACUGAGGAGAAGUAUUCAGUUUGUCAGGAAGGAGAUGGAAAUCUACUUUACGCUUGCCCUUAGAAGUCAUAAAGGUUAAAUAUAAUAAACCUAGAGACAGGUGUAGCCAUUGAAGGACAUCAACUUAAUCUGGAUUUUUACGAAACUACUCUUGUUUAGCUAUCUGGAUGUGUGGCAUCGUAACGUAGCAAUAUUUGUACAGUAGAGUGCACCUGGUUCAGUAAAAUGGCCUUAUUCGAUGCUUUUGAUCAUGAAGUGCGGUCAUCAGUCAGAAUGACUUCCAUGAAAUGGCUGCCCAAAUAGUUAUGUAUCCCCACAGUCGUCUUUAACCCAAAAUGGCAUCCAUGGCUUUCUCCAAAUAUAAACCCAUUCAGAUGUAGGAAAAAAUUGAUUCAUCAGACUAUUACUUUAUGCAGUUAUUCAGCAAUCCAGGUUCUCUGCUACUUAUGGCUGGUUAAUCCUGCUGAUAGGUUUUCAGCCUAAGAUGACUCACUUUUGUAGCUCGGUUUGUAUAUCACCUUCUGCAGAUGUACAUUUCUGUCCAUCAUACACCUCCUUAUAAACGUUAAUUUUGUUUUCAACU